Messenger RNA from Mycosarcoma maydis (corn smut), 945 nucleotides. RefSeq lists its product as uncharacterized. The transcript has 2 exons. The record is from RefSeq and is a predicted model, not a curated record. The coding region runs from base 1 to 945 and encodes 314 amino acids. Lineage: Eukaryota; Fungi; Basidiomycota; Ustilaginomycetes; Ustilaginales.
AUGAAGUCUGUCGCAGCACUUGUUCUUACCACCCUGGUGUCGACCACGCUGGCCUCGUCCCACGCCUCGAACUCUGCCCUUCGACGACACCACAAACAGGGUCCUGUCACCCACGAGCAGGCCCUCGCCAAGCGUGCUACCUACUCUGGCAUGGCCACCUGGUACGACGUCGGCACUGGUAACGCUGGUGCUUGCGGUCAGUUCCUCAACCCCAACGAUCAUGUGGUCGCUUUGAACCAGCCUAUGUACGGCGACCUGGGUCAGCGGUCUUCGUGGUGCGGAAAGACCAUCGUCAUUUCCAACGGUGUCAAGACUGCAACCGCGCGCGUCGAAGACGCUUGCCCCACGGGUGGAGGAAACUGCUUCUACGGCUCGCUCGACAUGAGUGUCGGUCUCUUCACCGAGUUCACAGGCCUCGGUACUGGUGUCUUCCCCAUCACAUGGUGGCCCGCAGGCGAAAAUGGAGAUUCAGGCGGAAACAACAACGGCAAUGGUGGAGGAAACGACGACAGCGGCAACAAUGAUAAUGACGACAACGGUGCUGCUGCUGCCGCCGCUGCUGCUGCUAGGAAAAAGGCCAAGCAGCAAGCUCAACAAGCUGCUGCUGCUGAAGCAUCUUCCUCUGCCGCCGCCGCCGCUGCCUCGUCGUCAUCGGCUGCUGCUGCCAGCUCGUCUGCUGCUGCUUCUCGCUCCGCCGCCGCUUCUCGCGCUUCUGUCUACUCCGUCACCAAGGCGGCGGCCCGUGCUAGCGCCUCGGCUUCUAGGGCCGCUGCCAAAUCUCGCGCCAGCGUCCGUGCUAGCAAAUCCAGGGCGGCUGCUUCUGCUUCCGCUGCUUCCGUUGCUUCCGCCUCUGCUGCUGCCGCUACACCCACGGGCAACCUCAACAAAUUUGCUAACUUGUACGAUGGUCUCUCCAAGAUCAUUCAGCAGCAGGCUGACUCCUAA